AUGCAAAGAACUAUUUUAGAAUAUUGUGGUGAAUCUGGUGGAAAUUCAUGUGGAUAUUGUAAACACAAAGAUAAAACGGGAGGUUGGUUUAUUUUUAUUUUGAAAAAAAAAACAUUUAUUUUCAGGCAAUAAUUCGAAAGAAGAAGAACAUGAAGAUGAAGAUAAAGGAACAUCGCAUUCUUUAGGUAAAAAUGAAUCGAAAAAAUGUAUUUUUGGUAAGCAAAAUGUAUUUGUUGCUCAGGCUUAGUUGCUCAUAUGUCCACCUGUGAGGAUAUUAUGUCAUUUUUGGAAAUGGGUUGGAGCACGUGAGUAGCUGAUCGUCUCUAUCCCAUUAAAACAUUAUUCCUUGUCGUCCUGAAAAUUAGGAGAUUUUAUUUAUUCUUACAGGGUUAAUGGCAUAUUCUUUAUCGUCUUCUUAUUAUUUGGAAUUGAUGGAUAUGGGAUGGAGACGGUUUGAAAUUUAAUUGGAAUUUUUUGAUUUUAAAAUUAUAUUUUUUCAGAUCUGGAAAAUAUUUGUAUAAACCAACGAAUGAAAUAACAUGUUGUCCACAAUAUACAAUUCGAUUAGAUGUUACAAAAUUCACAUUGUCAAGAAGUCAAAAAAGAACAUUGAGACAAAUGAAUGAAUAUUUGAUAAGUGGCAAAAAACCAAGAUGUUCAGUGAAAGAUGAAGAUAAUAAAAUGGAAGAAGGUCCGAAAAAACAGGAAACUGAAAAGAAGGAAAUUGAGAAAAAAGAAAAAGAGGAUCGCCCAGUUAUAAAGAAAAAAGAAAUGAGAAGAAAACGGUAUUAUUUUGAAUUGUAACAUAUUAAAAUUUGAACCAAAAAGUAUUUUAGAUUUGAAGAAAAGUGUCGUUUGAAAAAUUUGAAUAUUGAAGAAAUGAAAAAAGAACGAGUUGAAAAAGAAGAAUCUCGUCGGAGAACAAUCGAGUCAUUUAUCAUUGAAAGUUCAGAAUCUCACAGUCAUAAAUUAGAAGUUAAAUUGGUUUCAACGAGUAGUGAAGAAUUUCAAACGAAAAAUGAUGAAUCAUAUGAAUUGUAUAAAAAAUACCAACAAACAAUUCAUAAAGACGAAAGAGCGAGUUUUGCUGGAUAUCGACGAUUUUUAUGUGAUUCUCCGAUUAGUGAAGAAACUGAUUCAACUGGAAGGUAUUUUUUAUUUUUCUCAGAAAUUAUAUUCAAUUCGGUUGGUUUUUUUCAGAUUAAAACUUGGAUCAUAUCAUUUAUGGUUUCUGUUGGAUAAUAAAUUGAUAGCUGUGAGUGUUAUUGAUAUUCUUCCUCGCUGUUUAUCCGCCAAAUAUAUGUUUUAUGAUCCGGAUUUUUCAUUUUUAUCACUUGGAACUUAUACGGCAUUGAGGUAAUUAUAGAAACUUUUUAUUUAUUUCCUUAUUUUUUUCCAGGGAACUUGAAUUCACUAGGAAAUAUUUUGCAAUAAAUCCGGAAAUUCGUUAUUAUUAUAUGGGUUAUUAUAUUGAUUCAUGCCCAAAAAUGAGAUAUAAGGCAAAAUUUCGACCGAGUGAUCUGUUAUGUGAUAACUCGUUUCAAUGGGUUAGUUUCAGUACUUUCUUUGAUACUUGAAUUCAUUUCUAAUAAUUUUAUAGAUCGGUUAUGAAUCUUGUAAAGAACUUUUUGCCGAUUCGAAAGAAACCAAUGGGUAUACUGUAUUUCGGCCAGAUUUGGAACCACCGCAACCAUUGCCUAUUGAGGAUUUAAUAGUUCUCUCGAAUCGAAAAGUAAGAUUUUUUGUUUUUUUUUCCACACUCCGUUCUUUUUUUUUAGCUAAUGUCAUAUUCAAUUUAUAAACGAAGAUUUUCAAAUGGAAAUGAAGAUUUAGAAUCUGUUGAAAGACAUUUGCAAGGUUAGUUUAUUUUGUUCUACUUUUCCAUAAGGUUUCAAUUAUUCUUUCUAGAUUUGGCCAAGAAAGUUGGCCCAAAAAUUCCCGAAGCAAUAUAUUAUUUUAACGAACUUAAUUAG
Caenorhabditis angaria is the source of this 1973-nucleotide messenger RNA. The record is from the annotation of a GenBank genome assembly. NCBI's taxonomy places the organism in Eukaryota, Metazoa, Nematoda, Chromadorea, Rhabditida, Rhabditidae.